Messenger RNA from Danio rerio (zebrafish), 2078 nucleotides. The record is from RefSeq and is a predicted model, not a curated record. Lineage: Eukaryota; Metazoa; Chordata; Actinopteri; Cypriniformes; Danionidae.
GCCGCUCCUGCGCUGGGAUUCAACUGGAGAAAGGGCAAAGUGUCAAAACGCAGAGAGAAACUCCUGCUGAAGCGACUGAUCUCCACACUGUUAUAAAGAUGGUGUUUAUUAAAGAGGAGAGUGAAGAUGUGAAGAUUGAAGAAACAUUCAGAGUCAAACAGGAAAAUCUGCAGAAACAAACAGACCUGAUGGUGCUGAAAGAAGAGACUUAUCAAUGGAAUAAAACGGAAGAGAAUCAGUUUGAGAAACACCAAGAAAUAACAACUGAUGAAAAACCCACACUGACUGAAAAGACUUCAUCAAGCGGAGGACCUCGGAAAUCCAAAUCUGCGUGUAAUUUUACUUGUCUUCAGUGUGGAAACUGUUUCACUCGAAAACACAACCUUCAAGUCCACAUGAGAGUUCACACUGGGGAGAAGCCUUACUCUUGCCCUCAGUGUGGAAAGAGUUUUAAGCAAAAUGGCUACCUUAAAGUCCACAUGAGAACUCACACUGGAGAGAGAUGCUACACAUGCCAACAGUGUGGACAACGCUUCUAUAAUACAGGAAACUUUGCACAGCACAUGAGAAUUCACACUGGAGCGAGACUGUACACAUGCCUACAGUGUGGAAAAAGCCUCUAUCAAUCAGCAAACUUGGCAGCGCACAUGAGAAUUCACACUGUGGAAAAGCCUUACUCUUGCAUUCAGUGUGGAAAGAGUUUUAAGCAAAAUAGCACCCUUGAAGCCCACAUUAGAGCUCACAAUGAUGGCAGAAUUUUUACUUGCCCACAGUGUGGGAAAAGUUUUGCUCAAAAGCAAGACCUUGAGAUCCACAUGUUGAUUCACACUGGAGAGAAACCUUACACAUGCACAGAGUGUGGUAAACGUUUCAGAUUUAAAAGCACACUCAAACAACACAUGAUAAGUCACACCAGAGAGAAGCCGUUUACAUGUGCUCAGUGUGGAAGGAGCUUCACAACCAAAUCUAGCCUCAUGAACCACAUGAAUGUUCACACUGGAAACAUAGUGUUCACUUGUGAUCAGUGUGGAAAGACUCUCACACGCAAAGACUCCAUUAAGAACCACAUGAAGACUCAUUCAGUAGAGCGUUUUAGAUGCAGUGAAUGUGGAAAAGGCUUUAAAUCUAAAAGAAGCCUCAACACUCACAUGAAGCUUCACAAUGGAGAGCAGAGUUCUCAAAAUUGAGGCCUUGUCCACCGGAGCUUGGGGCUCUCUCCUGGUACAGCAUGCCAAACAAGUGUGAACUCUUGAAUACAUAUCAAGUUACUGAAAAUGAAACCCUUUGAACACCUGAAGAUUUAAACUCAAUAACUGAGGAGGGGUGAAGAUUUUUUUGUAGUGUAGAUCAUGGGUCACAGCGCAGUACCAGGUUGUAAGAGUUUCAACUUUAUGAUGAACCAAUAACCAUAUUUUUGCACAUUGCACACUUCAAAUGGUCAACAAUGAGAAGAAAAUUAGAAAGAUUAGGGAGGAGAAACUGUCCUACGCCCUUAGAUUGUGUUUUUAAUCAUUCAUAUUAAUUGAUUGUCAUUCACGUAACCGAACACAGAUUUGCCUCCAGUUUUGGGCUUUUGUCUGCACUUUAUAAAAUCUGUUGGCGAAUGAAAGUCCGGCUAACCUCAUGCGAUGUGAACUCGCCAUAAGGUAUUGACAGUGACUGACUGAUGCAGACUCCCUAAACCCUGUUCAGACUACAAAAUGACAUUUCCCAGUUGCAAAAGAUCAGAUUUGUGUUAGAUAAUUAUGUGGUUUUGGGUAACAAAUGAAGACUUUGGUUUCAGAACACUAUACAUUUAUUUUGAUGGACUGAUUUAAGAAAUGAACAAGUUUUUUAUGAAGACCAUUUAAUUUCUGUAUGCAACUAGUUACCUUUAAAGAUAUGUUCAUGUGAGAACUCCCACAUUACUACAGAUAAAUCGGUGUAUGGAAAACCCAGUGUUGCUAUUGUGAAUGAGAACGUGAGUGAUUUGUUAGCUUAUAUGCUAAUUUCAGAAAUCAACAGACUACUUAAGCACUUCAGCUUUUUGUUCAUUUAAAUUAUUAUUUAUAUGCAAUACAUAUUGCACUGCUCAUGAG